Messenger RNA from Drosophila persimilis, 1282 nucleotides. Its product is annotated as leucine-rich repeat-containing protein 9. The transcript has 2 exons. Lineage: Eukaryota; Metazoa; Arthropoda; Insecta; Diptera; Drosophilidae. Gene Ontology annotation, molecular function: protein binding. Bases 44 to 1258 code for a protein of 404 amino acids. The record is from RefSeq and is a predicted model, not a curated record.
CAGCCGGUCAACGCAGAGAGUAGAGAACAUUCCAUUGCUGACUAUGCCCCUUCUGGAGGCGCCUGCCGAGUAUCUGGAAUCCUCGCCAGAGCAUUCCCUGCAGGCGGAGCUGCCGCUUCUGUUGGCAGCCCCAGCGGGACCGGCGGCCUUGGUCCAAGUGCGCCUGCCACUGCCCGAGGUGCAUCAUCAUCCACAGCAAGUCCAUCAGCAGCCACCACGGAACCAUCGACGGCAGUUGGCUCGCCGGAACUCGUUUGAUCGGGAUGUGGCAAUUGCCGAGGAAACGCAGCAUUUCCCGGCCUUUGUGCACCUGCUGCCCGUAGUGCUGCCCCAGCAGGCCCCAGAGCCGACCCUGGAUGAACUCCUGCGGAGAGUAACCCAGCGAACGGACCUGGAGGCGGUUGAGACGGUGCGUCUCAGAGUGAUCUCCUAUACGAUCAGUCUGUCCCGGCUGUCGUUGUUCUUGCCACGACUCCAAAACCUAGACCUGAGCGGCAGUGUACUGAGCUCUCUGCGGGACUUGGGCUACGGGCUGCUUCAGCUGACCCACUUGAAUAUUAGCAACUGCGGCCUCAACAGCUUCGAUGGCACCAGUGGCCUGCCCGCCAUCAGGGUCCUCAUAGCAGACGGCAAUAUGAUCCAACGGGUGGAUCCCCUCGUCGAGCUGGUACAGCUGCGGGUGCUUAGGGCUCGCAACAAUCGAAUCAGCGAGCUGGGCCUACUCUCGUUUCUGGGCAUGUGUCCGCUGCUGAUGGAGGUGGAGUUUCUGGGGAAUCCUGUCUGUCGCCUGCCCCUCUAUCGCGACAUGCUCAGUCGCAGCGUGCCCACUUUGCAGCUUCUGGACGGAAACACGCUCAACUCGGCAGCGGUAGUUCCUACCCAAAUAGUAGAAAACGAUGAGGCUCCGUCCUCACUUUCCAGUGAGGCAUCCGCAGGGAGCAACGAGUCAUCGUCACCGCCUCCGCCAUUGGGACGUCCGGCAACGGCUCCAGCUCCUGCACAGAUCUCGCUCAAUGCCGGCAUACGGCGGCAGUUAUCAGUGGCAUCCACUUCCACUCCGGUGGCUGGCUCGGUUCUGGGUCUAGUGCGGCAACGUCGUCGCCACAUGGGCCACGCCUGGGUCAGUUCCUCCAGUGGUUCGUCCUCCGCUUCGUCGUCCAUUGCCUCUCGGGCCCCCUCGAGGAGCUCUUGCUCUUCCAACAGCAGUCUGGACGUGCAGUCGACCUAUGCAUUCACUCCACACUCCACAGUGGACUAACUGCUGUUCCCAGUCGUAAAUUGC